Brassica oleracea var. oleracea is the source of this 1833-nucleotide messenger RNA. RefSeq names its product leucine-rich repeat-containing protein 1-like. The record is from RefSeq and is a predicted model, not a curated record. Gene Ontology annotation, molecular function: protein binding. The transcript has 2 exons. NCBI's taxonomy places the organism in Eukaryota, Viridiplantae, Streptophyta, Magnoliopsida, Brassicales, Brassicaceae. The annotation marks the transcript as partial.
UCUGGCUGUUCAAAUCUGAGUGUCUUACCAGAAAACAUUGGUUUCAUGCCAUGUUUGAAAGAGCUUUUCCUUGAUGAAACAGGGAUAAAGGAGUUACCAGGCUCUAUUUUUCGCCUCGAAAAUCUUCAAAAGCUUAGCCUAAAGAGCUGCAGAUCUAUUCAAGAGCUUCCUAUGUGCAUAGGAACAUUGACAUCACUGGAAGAACUAGAUCUGAGUAGCACUUCACUGCAAAAUCUUCCGAGUUCUAUUGGAAGUUUAAAAAAUCUCCAGAAGCUGAGUUUGAUGCACUGUGCAUCCCUUUCUAAGAUACCUGACACUAUUAAGGAGCUCAAAUCAUUGAACAAACUAUUCAUCUACGGAAGUGCAGUGGAGGAGCUGCCUCUAAGCCUAGGCUCACUGCCAUGUUUGACUGACUUUUCAGCAGGAGGAUGUAAACUUUUGAAGCAUGUUCCAAGUUCCAUCGGUGGAUUAAACUCUCUUCUCGAACUUGAGUUGGAUUGGACACCAAUUGAGACUCUACCAGCAGAGAUUGGUGACUUGCACUUUAUUCAAAAACUUGGGUUGAGGAACUGCAAGUCUCUGAAGGUUUUGCCCGAAUCAAUAGGAAACAUGGACACACUCCAUAGCUUGUUCCUUGCAGGCUCUAACAUUGAGAAACUGCCUGAAACUUUUGGCAAGCUUGAAAACCUAGUCUUACUCCGAAUGGACAACUGUAAAAUGAUCAAGAGGCUUCCUGAAUCAUUUGGAGACUUGAAAUCGCUUCACGGUCUGUACAUGAAGGAAACUUCGGUGGUAGAGCUGCCAGAAAGUUUUGGAAACCUCUCGAAUCUAAGGGUAUUGAAGAUACUGAAGAAGCCUCUCUUUAGAAGUUCUCCAGGUACAAGUGAAGAACCUACUUUUGUUGAAGUACCAAACUCUUUCUCAAACCUCUUGUCACUUGAGGAGAUAGAUGCUAGAGGUUGGGGGAUAUGGGGUAAAGUCCCUGAUGAUCUUGGGAACCUUUCAUCUCUCAAGAUACUAGAACUGGGGAAUAACUAUUUUCACAGUCUUCCAUCUAGUCUUGAGGGGUUAUGGAAUCUUAAAGUAUUUACAUUGUAUGACUGCCAAGAGCUGAAGUGUGUUCCUCCUCUUCCUUGGAAACUGGAGAGGCUUAACCUGGCAAACUGCUUUUCAUUGGAGAGUAUAUCCGACCUUUCAAAGCUGCAGAUCUUGGAUGAGCUCAAUCUCACAAACUGUGGGAAAGUGGAUGAUGUUCCAGGCCUAGAGCACUUGAAGGCUCUGAAAAGAUUAUACAUGAGCGGCUGCAACUCUAGGUUCUCUGUUGCAGUCAAGAAAAGACUUUCCAAGGCUUCUUUGAAAAUGAUGGUGAAUCUGAGCUUACCUGGGAACAGAAUCCCUGACUGGUUCUCACAAGGCCCUAUCACAUUCUCACCUCAACCCAACAGAGAGCUCAGAGGCGUAAUCCUGGCAGUUGUUGUGGCUCUUAACCAAGACUGCAUAGAUGACUACCAGCUGCCUGAUGUGAUGGAGGUGCAAGCACAAAUUCUCAAACUUGAUUCACCCUUAUACACCCACACAUUGCACCUCUCUGGAGUUCCAAGAACAAGUGAUGAUCAGCUCCACAUCUGCCGAUACUCAACUUUGCAUCCGAUGAUUUGGACGUUUAAAGAUGGGUACACCAUACAAGUCGUUAAACGGGAACCACCAAUCAAACAAGGCGUUGAGCUAAAGAUGCAUGGGAUUCAUUUUGUUUAUGAAGGGGAUGAUGAUUUUAAAGGUGAAGAACAUGUAUUGAACGAGACACAGCUCACUGUCUCUCAGAAGCUUGCCAAU